Paramisgurnus dabryanus is the source of this 1377-nucleotide messenger RNA. It is a transcript of the gene gdf7, whose product is annotated as growth differentiation factor 7. NCBI's taxonomy places the organism in Eukaryota, Metazoa, Chordata, Actinopteri, Cypriniformes, Cobitidae. Gene Ontology annotation, molecular function: cytokine activity; growth factor activity. Gene Ontology annotation, biological process: BMP signaling pathway. The record is from RefSeq and is a predicted model, not a curated record. Gene Ontology annotation, cellular component: extracellular region.
CAUCCAACUUUGCCACUUUCGGCCAGAGACCACUGAAAAUGACUCCCAAGAAGACUGCCGCUCCCUUCCUAUGGUUUUCCUUUUGCUUUGGAAAUAUUCUGGAGGCAGUGGUGCUUGGAUCGGUGCAGUACCCCUCCGGCGCGCCUGAUAACGGUCUCCGCUCACAUCUGGAUGCGCGCGGUCCAGGGGAAAGCAGCGCAAUCUCCCGGAACGACUCAACAUCUGUUCAUGUCCCAUCUUACAUGAUCUCUCUGUACAGGACUCUAUCUGAACUGGACAGACGAGGAAAUAACAGCAGCCUAACGCGCACCAGAAGAUAUGCCAAUACGGUUACCAGCUUCGUGGAUCUGGGGCAAGAUGAUCCAUCUCUGAAGUUGCACCAGCAGUACACAUUUGAUCUGUCUGGCCUGUCACGAGGAGAUGAAUUGAUGGAGGUGGAGCUACGGGUUCUGAGGAGGCGUCCAUCUGACGUCUUAAGUUUACUUUCCAAUGGUGGGAACCUAUACCGAUUACUCCUCCACACCUGCCCCGUUUUGGGAUCACAGCAGCCUCUGCUCCUUACCUCCAGGACCAUUGAUCUCCUAGAUACCACUUCAGCUACGUGGGAUGUGUUUGACGUUGGUGAGAUUGUGAAAGCGCACCUCAGGUUGCACAGGAAAACAGAAGGCGGCAGGCAUUUGUGCUUUAGCGUAGCCGCUGUUUCAGAAACAAAUAACAUAGCGGUGCGUCCUUCUCUUCUGGGUCUCGGCCACAUGGAUCGGCAAACCAACGAAAGGGCCUUGCUGGUGGCUUUUUCGCGGGCGCGUAGGAAGGAGAACCUUUUCAGGGAGAUCCGUGAGAAGAUCAGGGUUAUGAAAAGUCAUACGUUUCCGGUCCACGGUAUAAAGGAGGGUCACCCCAGACAUCGAAGGAGGAGAAGGAUGACGCUACCGGGACGUUCUGGUGGAGCAGGUCCAAGCGGUAGUGGUGGCGGAAAGGGAAGUGGCAGGAGGAGAACGCGGUGCAGCAGGAAACCUCUUCACGUGAACUUCAAGGAACUGGGUUGGGACGACUGGAUUAUCGCGCCGCUGGAUUACGAAGCGUAUCACUGCGAGGGCUUGUGCGACUUUCCGCUGCGUUCACAUUUGGAGCCGACCAACCACGCCAUCAUCCAGACGCUUAUGAACUCUAUGGAUCCGGAGUCCACGCCUCCUAGUUGUUGCGUACCUUCCAAACUCAGUCCGAUUAGCAUCCUGUUUAUCGACUCUGGAAAUAACGUUGUUUACAAACAGUAUGAGGACAUGGUGGUGGAGAGCUGCGGGUGCAGGUAGCAAUGUGAGUAAGGGGUGAACUACCCCUGGACUUUAUCCAAGAGCCGCCUCGUAUGAUGAGGCCAAG